AUGGCCGGCACAGUACCUGAUAGCUCAGCGCCACGCGACGAGCAAACAAAGUACAAGAGAGUAUAUGCGCAGCCCGAGAACCCGUUCAGUGGGCUCAUACCCGAUCAAUCCUUCGCCGUUAUCCCCCAAGUCGAUCUCGAAUCCGGUGGCGUGUUACACAAUGUACCCGUCGCAUACAAGACUUACGGCACACUUGCGCCCAGCGGUGACAAUGCCAUGGUCAUAUGUCACGCCCUUACUGGGAGCGCAGACGUGGGAGACUGGUGGGGACCGCUUUUGGGUGGCUCUGGCAAGGCGUUUGACAUCUCCAGAUUCUUCGUCGUGUGUAUGAAUAGUCUUGGAAGUCCGUACGGCAGUGCGAGUCCAGUCACGGCCAAAGAUGGCGAUGCCUCUUUGGGUUUGUACGGGCCCGAGUUCCCAUUGACAACCGUCAGAGACGAUGUCAACAUUUUCAAGCUUGUCCUAGAUGAUCUUGGGGUAAAACAGAUCGCAGCUGUCAUUGGCGGCUCCAUGGGGGGCAUGCUCGUCCUCGAGUUUGCUUAUUUCGGAAGGGACUACGUCAAGUGUAUCAUUCCCAUUGCUACUUCAGCCCGUUACAGCGCGUGGGGAAUCAGCUGGGGCGAGGCACAGCGUCAGAGCAUAUACAGUGAUCCGAAGUACGACGACGGUUAUUACACAUUCGAAGACCCGCCGUCGACAGGCCUCGGGGCGGCGCGCAUGUCAGCUCUUCUAACCUAUCGGAGCCGCGACUCAUUCGAAUCUCGAUUUGGUCGCAAUACCCCGGAUCUGUCCAAAAAACAAAGCAUCAACGCGGUUCCUCGACCUUCCAUGGUAUCAAAUUCUUCCCAUGAGCAUUGGGCAAUUCAUAAUGAUGGUCACAAGCAUGCAGGCUCACCCCGAGCAACAUCCAGGUCGAAUAGCAGUGCUACACUGGCAAGCCUUGGUACGUCAGCUGCAGCAGCUCAGGCCGAUCUCGAGUUCCAUGAUGCCUCGAAUCCUUCAACACCUCCUCCUCACACCCAGACCAAAGCAGAUGGGACCAGCAAAAUCACGCCUUCAGCAAAGCGACUAGCGCCUCAUUAUUUCUCUGCGCAAUCGUAUCUACGCUACCAGGGGGAAAAAUUCAUCAAACGCUUCGAUGCCAACUGUUACAUUGCGAUUACACGCAAGCUAGACACGCAUGAUAUCUCGCGGCAUCGCUAUCCUGAGGGUCAAGAUUUAGAGUCCUUGGACCCGGUGUCUGCACUCCAUCAUGCACUCUCCCUCAUUGAGCAACCCACACUCGUGUUGGGCAUUCAAUCUGAUGGGCUGUUCACGUUUGCAGAGCAGCAAGAGCUUGCAGCUCAUAUACCUAAUGCAACAUUGAAAACAAUUGACUCACCGGAUGGUCACGAUGCUUUCCUGCUCGAGUUUGAACAAGUCAACAGACACCUGACUACGUUUCUGAAGGAGGUCCUACCUGACAUCACGAACAGAAGUCCUGUCUCUGACACUGUCACGUCGGAAUCUAGCUUAACAGCCACCAAAACCAGCACCUUCGGCGAGGCCGAAGUCGACGACAUCACGGCUUGGUGA
Parastagonospora nodorum SN15 is the source of this 1575-nucleotide messenger RNA. RefSeq lists its product as hypothetical. Gene Ontology annotation, molecular function: homoserine O-acetyltransferase activity. The record is from RefSeq and is a predicted model, not a curated record. The coding region runs from base 1 to 1575 and encodes 524 amino acids. The transcript is spliced from 3 exons. Gene Ontology annotation, biological process: L-homoserine metabolic process. NCBI's taxonomy places the organism in Eukaryota, Fungi, Ascomycota, Dothideomycetes, Pleosporales, Phaeosphaeriaceae.